Molecule: messenger RNA, 691 nt
Organism: Pecten maximus
Lineage: Eukaryota; Metazoa; Mollusca; Bivalvia; Pectinida; Pectinidae
Product: sentrin-specific protease 2-like
Biological process (GO): proteolysis
Molecular function (GO): cysteine-type peptidase activity; deNEDDylase activity
Source: RefSeq, a predicted model, not a curated record
AACAGGAUGAUGUCUUGGUAGAACUCUCAAAACUCGCCCCUAAAAGUCUCAACAUGGACUCCACUUUAAGACUUUCUUUCUCACUACUGCACUACUCAGUAAAAUGCGGACAGUUUCCACUUAAAAGAGAUUUUGACAAAGAAGCUGCCGAGAGCAAAAAAAAUAUGCAAGGUUUAAUAGAUUCUUUAAAAGCAAUAUCUUCUGAGAGUUCAAAUUCAUUGCCACGUAAAUCUAUACUGCGCCUUACCAAACGGAGAUUUGCAACACAGGAAACCAUAUUGGAGGAUUUGCUGGCGGCAAGAAAGAUCAGCUGUAGUAUCAAAGUUAGAACAAGGCUUUUCACUGGAGGAGAGGUCCUGGAACCCAGGGACAUCAAAACUCUGACGGGCCGUCAGUGGCUAAAUGAUAAGGUGAUCAAUGCAUAUCUCGCUGUUUUGCAACGGGAACAUAACAACCAGGAGAUGGCACAUAUUUUUUGUAUCCCUUCAUACCUGGCAGUUCUCUGGGACAGCAACAAAUUUGAUCAUUGGCUCUUUUCCAAGGUGAAAUUUUCCCUUUUGAAGUGGGUGUUUAUGCCUAUCAACAUCCAUGGUAUGCAUUGGGUGUUGCUGGCUGCAGAUGUCCAACGAGGGGAAAUCAGCAUUCUCGAUUCCAUGUGGGGCAACAACAAGAACCUGGUGCAGAAAUGGAU